Messenger RNA from Vespa velutina, 1215 nucleotides. RefSeq lists its product as uncharacterized. Gene Ontology annotation, molecular function: protein binding. The record is from RefSeq and is a predicted model, not a curated record. Lineage: Eukaryota; Metazoa; Arthropoda; Insecta; Hymenoptera; Vespidae. Bases 1 to 1119 code for a protein of 372 amino acids. The transcript has 7 exons.
AUGGAUCAACGAGAUCUAUUAGAUAAUCUUAAAGAAGCUUUAAUCGCAAUUGAAAGUGCUAAAAAAAAUGUUUUUACAGAGCAAUGGAUCGAGGUAUCAAAUUAUUGGAUAAAAAUAUCAAUAUUUUUUCAAUCGAAAGGUGAAGAUUGGUGGUGGAUAACAAAAACACUUUAUCAAAAUGCCCUAAAAGCAGCUGAAUCCAUUGAAGAGGACAACGGAUACAAUAUUACUGCAAUACGAUAUCUUUAUGGAAGAUUUCUUGUCAUUAAAAUCAAACUGAUAAAUCUUGUAAAAAUAGACGCUGAAUGGCUCAAAGCACUCGAAUAUUUGGAUAUUGCGCGAAAAGCAUCAGAAGAAAGGAUAUGGAACGUUUCUAAUAUUUUAGGCGAGAACGAACAAACUAUUUUUAAAGAAUCCUGUGCUCUUAUAUGUAAAAUACUUCUAACUCUUGUUCAACGUAUCGGUGAAGAAGAUUCAGAGUUUGCUAUAAAUGCAUGCAACGAAGCUUUACAAAGAGCCAUGGACACUGGUCAUUACGAUUACAUAGCUAAUGCAUUAUAUGAGUUAGGAAGAAUACAUUUGCAUUAUGGCUAUGUCAAAGAAGCUUUGCAAGAAUUUUCUAAAUUACUUGCCAUGGCUAAAAGAAUACCAGAUCCAAACGGAAUAUGUAAUGCACACAUGGAAUUAGCUUUUGCUUAUAAGGAAAUUGAUGAUACUGCAAAUACAGAAAAACAUCUACAUUUGUUUAGAAAGAAUGCUACCCAAUUUAAUUUGUCAUAUAAACUUGCACAAGCGCAUUACUAUACCGGCGAGUAUUUAUUAAAUCAGAUGAAACCAAAUUUGGCAACGUCACAUCUGGAAAAUGCUUUUACCUUAUAUUAUGAUCUUGGAUCUAUCAAGGAAGCAGAUCAAGCAAGAUUUAUCACUGGAAUAUCGAGGGGACAAGAACAAAUUGAACAAUUUAUAGAUCUGGUAUUAGAAUGUGGAAAACAUAAUCCAUAUGCUCUUUUAAAAAUGUGUGCCUGGAAAAGUAACAGAAAUGUUUUCUGGGCCGAUAAACAACGCGAUAUUGAUACAGGUUUUUAUGACUUCACUUAUUUAUAUAUUAUCUUAAUAUAAUGACCUACAAUAAUUAAAUAUUAUUACAUAUUGCAGAUUAUCAUCAUGAAUAUUGUGAAUAUUUUACAUAUCCAAGUUCGUCAAUUUUAAAUAAUU